CAUACGACACACAAAAAGAAGAAGAAGGGGAAAAACUACACAGCUAUUGUAUGCUCAGUCCGCAAAGAGAAAUAGUAUUGGAGAGGCAAGGCAGAGGUGCAGAUGAAAAGAGCCUAGAGAAACCACUUCUUCAAGCUCUGAUACAAAACUGCCAAACCUCCAAAAUAAAAUGAAUGGACAGAAGCAGUGGACACAGGUGGCCGUGAUGGCGCUCCUGGUGCUAACGGUGAUGGCAGCUGAAGGAGGCAAGGCAGAGAAGCAAGGAAAGAAGGAGCGCAAGUCUGACUGUGGGGAGUGGCAGUGGAGUGUGUGUGUGGCCAACGAAGGGGACUGUGGACUUGGCACCAGGGAGGGAACACGCACUGGCAUUGAAUGCAAGCAGACCAUCAAGACCCAGCGCUGCAAGAUCCCCUGUGACUGGAAGAAGAAGUUUGGAGGGGAAUGCAAGUAUGAAUUCCAGGACUGGGGGGAGUGUGAUCUGGCGACAGGCAAGAAGGCCAGGAUGGGCACACUGAAGCGAGCGCUCACACAUGCGACCUGCGCCGCCACUGUCACAGCCACUAAGCCCUGUGGGAAAACCCCCAAGAUCAAGCUGCAAGAUGCAAAGAAGCAAAAGAAGGAAGGCAAGAAGCGAGAGCGCACCCAAAUGGACUGAUGAGGUUUGUUUGAGGAAGGAAGAAGCGGGUGGGAGAACGCUCACUGACCUGUUUCAUCAGGAUUCCUCUUUACAUGUCCUGUAGGUUGACAGUAAGAGCCUAUAGAGCUUUGACAAAACCAGUGGAAAUAUGAGUUUUAGUGACAGCAAGUUUUACUUUUCCUUCUUUCUAGCCCCUGAUGCCAAGCCAACUUGUAUAUUGCAGUAGAAGUUAUAAUACUCAGAGGUAGGGAUGAAUAAUGAAUAUAGAAAUUUGUUUACUAGUGUUCUCACCUAAUGAUGUUAUGUCUAGGAUUAUUUUCUGAAGAACAAAUUGGAUAGGAUUAGUUUUACUGUUGCAUACCCUAACUCUAAUUUUGAAAGCUCUUUGGUUCAUGCCCUGA
Messenger RNA from Monopterus albus (swamp eel), 1038 nucleotides. It is a transcript of the gene ptn, whose product is annotated as pleiotrophin. Bases 170 to 655 code for a protein of 161 amino acids. The transcript is spliced from 5 exons. The record is from RefSeq and is a predicted model, not a curated record. NCBI's taxonomy places the organism in Eukaryota, Metazoa, Chordata, Actinopteri, Synbranchiformes, Synbranchidae. Gene Ontology annotation, molecular function: growth factor activity.